AUGACCAUCAACAGGAAGCAACUGGCUGUAGGAAUAGCCUUUUGCAUUAUCUACCUGUUUCUUCUGUUCACUUCCCGCUCUCACUCCGCACGCGAUCCCGGAUCCUUCUUCUUCAAGCCAGAGGCCGGUUACAGACCCCGAUACAGCCUCAAGAGAGUUGAAGAAGCUCUGCAGCAUGUCUCUGACCAUAGCAUUUCUACAAGUCCUCUGCAACCGAUCGGCAGUCCCGCCAAAGCCGCCCGGCAUGCUGAAAUCUGCAUUGGAGUCAUUUCCGUGAAGCGACCAUUUCAGCAGAACCUUGACACCACCUUGGGAUCUAUCCUGGAUACAUUGUCGAAAGACCAGAGAUCUACGAUCUCCCUCCACAUCCUCUUUGCGCAGACAAAUCCCGCUGAUCAUCCGGACUACACUCAGCCGUGGCUCUCGAACCUCGCCGACAAUGUCUUCACUUACGAGCAUCUCGGGGCGCCCAUGUCAUCCAUCAUGCGCUUGGAAAGAAACAGGGAUGUUCGUCGGAAGUCGCUCUUUGACUACCGCCUCGCGCUUAAGUCGUGUUACGAGAAGACAGAAGCCCCGUGGAUCAUGAUACUCGAGGAUGAUAUCCUAGCGCAGCGGGACUGGUACGAGCACACGACGAAAAGCCUGCAAAAGAUUGUCGAAUGGAGACAACAAGGCCUGAUCAGAGACUGGCUCUACCUCCGCCUCUUCUACACAGAGAAGUUUCUCGGAUGGAAUUCUGAGGAAUGGCUGAAGUAUUUAACUUGCAGUAUACUCGCACUGAUAGUGGUCGCCGGCUCACUCCUCCUCGGACGAAAAAGAUACCGACCAGUGCGAGAGCUUACAACAUUCCCGUUUCCGAUAAUUAUUUGCUUUGUGUUCUUGCCACUAUUGAUCGGCCUGUAUUUUAUGAGUGGGCGCGUGACAAUGCGACCUCUGAAACCCGGUAUCCAUGUCAUGAAUCGAUAUGGCUGUUGUACCCAGGCCAUGCACCGCCGCUGGUGGAGCAUCUUCGCCUCAUGGGGAGAGAAAAAAAUCUCCAUGGCCGUUGACACUGCUCUUGAAAAGUUUGCCGACGAGAACGGUCUGGAUCGGCUUGCCAUUGUGCCUUCUCAAAUGCAGCAUGUCGGUGCAGCUUCAUACAAGGAGGAUCCCAAGGAAGAUUGGAGCGAGCCUUAUCGAGUCCGUGGUCCGAAUGGCGUUUGGAGUAUGAGUUUCGAAGAGGCGUACGGGAAUUGA
Molecule: messenger RNA, 1236 nt
Organism: Penicillium atrosanguineum
Lineage: Eukaryota; Fungi; Ascomycota; Eurotiomycetes; Eurotiales; Aspergillaceae
Exons: 2
Coding region: 1-1236 (411 amino acids)
Biological process (GO): GPI anchor biosynthetic process
Cellular component (GO): Golgi membrane
Molecular function (GO): glycosyltransferase activity
Source: RefSeq, a predicted model, not a curated record